CACAGGUGGCUGCCGCUGCACGUUUGGACCUGUUGCUGCAGGUGGCUCCGGCUGCCGCGUCCCUCUUUGCCCAUGGAAGCCUUUGUGCACUUCACCAACCAGACGCAGGGCCGCGAGCGGCUCCUUCGAGCGACUCAGCACUCAUGCAUGCUGCUUAGCUAUUUGUUAGAGCAUAAGAUGGGCAGAGAGGAGCUGGUGGUGAAGCUCAAGCGCCUGGAGUCGAGCAUGAGCUCGGGCCGAACGUUGUUCCGACUCGGCAACAUGGUGCACGCCUUCGUGGCGGCCAGGCAAGCUGCCCGCCUGUCCGACCUGGUGCCCCGCUUCUGCCUGACGCUCUCCAACCUGAACCGCACCCUCUACUUCCUCUGCGACACGGUCCUGUGGGUGAAGCGCGUCGGACUCGUUUCGGGCAUCGACCGGAAGAAGUGGCGGCAUCGGGCGACCAAAUGCUACUACUAUUCUGUGGUGAUGAACCUGGUGGAGGAUUUGUACGAGCUCUCCUGUCGGAUGGAGCAGACGGCGCGGGCGGAGAAGACGCCGGAGGGCUUGUCUCCUGGCGGCCAGCGGGUCCAGAACUUGGCUUCCCUGCUGACUGGUGGGCUGCAGCCCUUCCUCCUGCUGCUCUGCCUCACCUUAAGGAAGCAUCCUCCCCUGCUGCUUGACACGGUGAAGAACCUCUGCGAUCUCUCCAGCCCGUUGGAUCGGCUGGGGAUCUAUAAGACCAACCCAGGUGUCAUCGGGCUCUGCGGUCUUGUCUCCUCCUUGGUGGGGAUCCUCACCGUUGCCAGCCCACCCCUGAGGUUGAAGCAGUGACUCCGGAGCUCCCCCAGUGGCUUCUAAAAGAAGUGCUUUGAAGUGCUCGGCAAAAGAGUGUUGAGGACUCUUGCCUUAAAGGACUUUAUUUUGAAACACGUGAAGCCGGGAAGGCAGCCACACACCUUAAACUUCUUAGUUGUCACCUGUGCCUUAUAGUCCUUUCAGGGACACUUACAGUGCCUCUCUUUCACCCUCUUUUUUCUGUCCAGUUCUAGCUUGCACUGCCGUCUCUCCUGCCUCUGCAGGUGUCAGCUGGCUAGUGCCUGUGAGGCGACUAACCGGGCUCAGAGAGGGUUGUUACUGUUAGGCAGUAACAGUUUGUCUGGCAGAUCUUCUUUGUUGAGUAGCACCAUAAAAUAAUUUCACUGACGAUCCAUUAUUACGUUUAAGUCAAUUGGCUAAUGUCACGCCCAAGGGAUCCCAAUUCAUUGUAGUUCAGCAACUUCUGGAGCUUGAGGGUCCCUGGUCUGGUCUCAUAACAUAGAGCUCACAAAAUCUUGGGGCGAAUGAGGCCAGGCAGGUUAGAGUAGCACCAUGGACAGCUCCAGGGGCCCAUUGAUCUGACAACAACCCGCUGAUCCUGCCUCAACUAGCGCUGAUAUGCAGAUAUCAGGAGUUGGCUCCUCCAUGGGUUCGGUUCCUAGGGUGUCACUCCUAGGGGAGUGCUGUCUUGCGGGGUUCCACCCAGUGCCCUUUGUAAUGGAAUCCCAGAUGUGACUGACUACAACUCCCUUAUUCAAAUCUAUACUUAAGAGCACUGUGUACAGUUCUGAUCACUAUAUCUUAAGAGGGACAUUAUAGAAAAGGUGCUGAAGAGGGCAACUGGGAUGAUCAGGGGCCUGGAGCACUUUCCGAAGAACAUCCCUGUUGGAUCAGGCCCAAGACCCAUCUAAUCUAGCAUCCUGCUUCACACAGUGACCCACCAGAUGCCUCUGGGGAGCCCACAGGCAAGAGGUAUGCGCAUGCCCUCUCUCCUGCUGUUACUCCCUUAUGAGGCAAGGCUACAGCAUGAAACUGAAGGUUGGGAAAUUUAGGGCCGACAAAAGGAAGUACUUUUUUCACACAACGCAUAAUUAACCUAUGGAAUUCUCUGCCACAGGAUGUGGCAGUGGUGGCAGCGGUGGCAGCCACUAGCUUGGAUGGCAAAGGGACUUAAUCAAAUUCAUGGAGGACAGGUUUAUUGGUGGCUGCUAGUCUGGUGGCUAUAGGACACCUCCAGCCUCAGAGGCAAGAUGCCUCUAAAUCCCAGUUACAGGGGAGCCACAGCAAGAGAGAGGGCGUGCCCUCACCUUUUGCCUGUGGACUUCUUGACGGCAUCUGGUGGGCUACUGAGGGGAACAGGAUGCUGGACUAAAUAGGCCUUGGACCCGAUGCAGCAGGCCUGGCCAUAUGUUCCCAGUAUCCCCAGACAAAGGCCUUUGCCGCUGAGGAUUCUGGAAGUUGUAGUCAACAGCAUCUGGGAUUCCCCCUUGGAAGGAACAGUGGUUCCGUUUCGGGGCUUCUCUCAAGCUCUGGCCUGGUGUCAAGCCCUGAGGCUGAUUCCGAGGCUGGUCCUGCCUCUUCAUGGUCUGAUCUGGAGUCACUAUUUGAGGCUGCAGUCAUGACAGCUAAUAGCAGCUCUGGGGGAGAGGUUUUUGUUGGGACUGUAGAACAAGAGGAAAGGAUUAAAUAGCCUGUCCCCAUUGUUCUGAUGUUGGUCUAUCCUGCCCCCCCCCCGCUACUAUUUUAUAUAAAUUAAAAACAUGCAGGGGCAAACUUUGCAUUGAAUGUGGCAUACAGUUUGACCCUGAGGUUAGCCCUAAACGUGUUACUUGGGGAAAUCUUUAUUUCUGAAAGAGCUGGGAAUGUCCUGAUCCUUAUGGAUGCAUAAAUUUCGGGCGAGAGGGAGGUAUUGGCAGUCUCAGGCUAACCACAGAUAUGCUGGAUCUUCAGAAAUCCGAAGAAAAAGGCUAAGGAGGCAAAGAAACUCAGUGGAGCGGAAUGUUGGCAGACUCGGAGGGCAGUUAACAGACAGUCAAGUGGACGCAGCUAAUGGAACUCUGGGGGAAGGAGGGCUUGGACAAAAAGAGCAGGGAAUUUCUCAUCUUGGAGAUCCUCAAGACAAUCACAACCCCUUCUGCUUUCAUUGGGGAAAGGUGCCUAAAACUUUCACUGUGCCAUUUGGGCACAGGCUCGGGUGACACUUGCACACUUGAGAUAUGCCGCAUUAUUUUGUUACGGAUCCAUAUUUGUGCCUUACUCUUUUUAACAGGAUUUCCACACCUUAGCAUGAACAAUUCUGUAACUAAAAUCUGGUGGGAGGCUGUUAAAUGUGUGGAUUUCUUAUAACUUGUGGAAUUUCGAAAAUUAUGAUGUCAAGCUAUAUUAUGGGCGGGAGGUAGAGAGAAUCUAGUUAGUGACUUGUUUUAUAUGCUGGAUUUCUUGCAAACCUGAAUUUGCAUUGGAGCGUGCAUAUGGGUUCAGUGGGGUUGGAGAAAAGAUUAUUGAGAUUACUGCAGUCCAACUAGGCUUAACAGAAAUGUAAUCCCGUGGUAUUUCAAGAAUGGUCUGAAAAUGCCAGCCUCUGGGGCCACUCCAUCUGUGAACCUAAGCAAUUCUGGGGCAUGGCCUCAUGUUUGACUAGGAAUCUCAUAUAAAGCAGUGCCAUGGAUAACGGAA
Messenger RNA from Hemicordylus capensis (graceful crag lizard), 3474 nucleotides. RefSeq names its product peroxisomal biogenesis factor 11 alpha (gene PEX11A). The transcript is spliced from 3 exons. Gene Ontology annotation, cellular component: peroxisomal membrane. NCBI's taxonomy places the organism in Eukaryota, Metazoa, Chordata, Lepidosauria, Squamata, Cordylidae. Bases 73 to 813 code for a protein of 246 amino acids. Gene Ontology annotation, biological process: peroxisome fission; regulation of peroxisome size. The record is from RefSeq and is a predicted model, not a curated record.